AUGUCCUUUCCAACUCCAAACAACGAUGAAAAUGUUGCUGGAGCUGUCAGUGGUAUUCUGGAUAUCUUGGACCAGAUGGCGACUCGUGGGCGCGGUCACGGUCGAGCGAGAGGUAGGAAUCAAUCUGAGGAACACGAGAUGAAUGCGAACAACCCCGUGAACUUUAUGGCAGCGUUGCAGAACUUGGCUGAUGUUAUGCAGGCCACUGCUGAGGCACUUGGACAGCAGAUGAACAAUAAUCAAAAUAGUGGAAAUGGCGAAAAUAGGACUCAAGGUCCAAUAACAUUGGCGACCUUCUUAAAAGUCAAUCCGCCAAAGUUUAAGGGAACUACUAGUCCAACUGAGGCCGACACUUGGUUUCAAGCUAUAGAGAGAGCACUGCAAGUACAGCUGGUGCCUGAAGAGCAUCACAUCGAGUUUGCCACUUACUUGCUCACUAGGAAAGCGUCACAUUGGUGGCAGGGAACCCGACGUCUCAUACAGCAAGGCAAUGAUCCGAUCACCUGGGAUGCCUUCCAGGAGGAAUUCUAUAAGAAGUACUUCCCGAAUUCUGCCAAGAUGGCCAAAGAACUAGAGUUACUGCAGCUGAAGCAGGGAACUAUGUCUAUAUCCGAGUAUACGGAUAAGUUUGAGGAGUUAUUCAGAUUCUCUCACAUGUGUCAAGGGGCCUCGAGAGACUUCGAGGAGUGGAAGUGCAUCAAGUAUGAGGGAGGACUUCGGAGUGACAUUCUGAGCUCCAUAGGGUCUUUUCCAAACUCGUGA
This is a messenger RNA of Arachis stenosperma, 762 nucleotides long. RefSeq lists its product as uncharacterized. The record is from RefSeq and is a predicted model, not a curated record. Bases 1 to 762 code for a protein of 253 amino acids. The transcript has 2 exons. NCBI's taxonomy places the organism in Eukaryota, Viridiplantae, Streptophyta, Magnoliopsida, Fabales, Fabaceae.